Messenger RNA from Suricata suricatta (meerkat), 3594 nucleotides. It is a transcript of the gene PRTG, whose product is annotated as protogenin. The transcript has 20 exons. Gene Ontology annotation, cellular component: axon; plasma membrane. Gene Ontology annotation, biological process: cell-cell adhesion; axon guidance. NCBI's taxonomy places the organism in Eukaryota, Metazoa, Chordata, Mammalia, Carnivora, Herpestidae. Bases 1 to 3594 code for a protein of 1197 amino acids. Gene Ontology annotation, molecular function: protein binding. The record is from RefSeq and is a predicted model, not a curated record.
AUGGCGCGAGCAGAAAAGGGGAAGAGUGGACAGCGGGCGCCACGGCCCUGCAGCCUGCGGCUCAGGGAGCGCUGCGAGAAGGGGCGAGUGUGGUGCUUUAGUGAACUGUUUUUUAUAAAAGAGCCACAGGAUGUAACUGUCACAAGGAAGGAUCCCGUCGUUUUAGAUUGCCAGGCUCAUGGAGAAGUUCCUAUUAAAGUCACAUGGUUGAAAAAUGGAGCAAAAGUGUCUGAAAAUAAACGGAUCCAGGUUCUGUCUAAUGGCUCUUUAUACAUCAGUGAAGUGGAAGGCAAGCGAGGAGAGCAGUCUGAUGAAGGGCUUUUUCAGUGCUUGGCAAUGAACAAAUAUGGAGCCAUUCUUAGUCAAAAAGCACAUCUUACGUUGUCAACUAUUUCUGCGUUUGAAGUUCAGCCAAUUUCUACUGAGGUCCACGAAGGUGGAGUUGCUAGAUUUGCAUGCAAGAUUUCUUCAAACCCUCCUGCAGUCAUAACAUGGGAAUUAAAUCGGACAACCCUCCCUGUAACUACGGACAGGAUAACAGCCCUCCCAACGGGAGUAUUGCAAAUCUAUGACGUUGGUCAAAGGGAUGCUGGAAAUUAUCGUUGUGUUGCUGCCGCCGUAGCCCACAGACGUAAAAGUGCGGAGGCUUCUCUGACAGUGACUCCAGCUAAAGAGUCUAAUUCCUUCUACACACCAACCAUUAUAGCAGGCCCACAGAACAUAACAACGUCUCUUCAUCAGACUGUUGUUUUGGAAUGCGUGGCCACGGGAAAUCCUAAACCAAUCAUUUCUUGGAGCCGUCUUGAUCACAAGUCCAUUGAUGUCUUUAAUACUCGGGUACUUGGAAAUGGUAAUCUCAUGAUAUCUGAUGUCAGACUGCAACAUGCUGGAGUGUAUGUAUGUCGGGCCACCACCCCAGGCACACGCAACUUUACUGUUGCUAUGGCAACUUUAACGGUAUUAGCUCCUCCUUCAUUUGUUGAAUGGCCAGAAAGCUUAACAAGGCCUCGAGCAGGCACUGCUCGAUUUGUAUGUCAAGCAGAAGGAAUCCCCUCACCCAAAAUGUCAUGGUUGAAAAAUGGGAGGAAGAUACAUUCAAAUGGUAGAAUUAAAAUGUACAACAGUAAAUUGGUAAUUAACCAGAUCAUUCCUGAAGAUGAUGCGAUUUAUCAGUGCAUGGCUGAAAACAGUCAAGGAUCUAUUCUAUCUAGAGCAAGACUGACUGUAGUAAUGUCGGAAGACAGACCCAGCGCUCCCUACAAUGUGCAUGCCGAAACCAUGUCAAGUUCAGCCAUCCUUUUAGCUUGGGAGAGGCCACUUUAUAAUUCAGACAAAGUCAUCGCUUAUUCUGUGCACUAUAUGAAAGCAGAAGGUUUAAAUAAUGAAGAAUAUCAAGUAGUCAUCGGAAAUGACACAACUCAUUAUAUUAUUGAUGACUUAGAACCUGCUAGCAAUUACACUUUCUACAUUGUGGCAUAUAUGCCAAUGGGAGCCAGCCAGAUGUCUGACCAUGUGACACAGAAUACAUUAGAAGAUGUUCCCCUGAGACCUCCUGAAAUUAGUUUGACAAGUCGAAGUCCUACUGACAUCCUCAUCUCCUGGCUGCCGAUCCCGGCCAAGUAUCGGCGGGGCCAAGUGGUCCUGUAUCGCCUGUCCUUCCGCCUCAGUACUGAGGAUUCCGUCCAAGUUCUGGAGCUCCCAGGGACCGCACAUGAGUACCUUCUGGAAGGCCUGAAACCUGAUAGUGUCUACCUGGUGCGGAUCACUGCGGCCACCAGAGUGGGGCUGGGAGAGUCAUCAGUGUGGACUUCACAUAGGACACCCAAGGCCACAAGUGUGAAAGCCCCUAAGUCUCCAGAGUUACAUUUGGAGCCUCUGAAUUGUACCACCAUUUCUGUGAAGUGGCAGCAAGAUGCUGAGGACACAGCAGCCAUUCAGGGCUACAAGCUGUACUACAAAGAAGAAGGGCAGCAAGAAAAUGGACCCAUUUUCUUAGACAUCAGUGACCUUCUCUAUACUCUCAGUGGUUUAGACCCCAGAAGAAAAUAUCAUGUGAGGCUACUGGCUUACAACAACAUAGAAGAUGGCUAUCAGGCAGACCAGACAGCCAGCACUCCUGGAUGCGUGUCUGUUCGUGAUCGCAUGGUUCCUCCUCCACCACCACCCCACCACCUCUAUGCGGAGGCUAACACCUCGUCUUCCGUCUUCCUGCACUGGCGGAGACCUGCGUUUACCACUGCACAGAUAAUUAACUACACCAUCCGCUGUAACCCCGUCGGCCUGCAGAAUGCUUCUUUGGUUCUAUACCUUCAAACAUCAGAAACUCACAUGUUGGUUCAGGGUCUAGAACCCAACACCAAAUAUGAAUUUGCUGUGCGAUUGCAUGUGGAUCAGCUUUCCAGUCCCUGGAGCCCUGUUGUCUACCAUUCUACACUUCCAGAAGCCCCAGCAGGCCCACCAGUUGGAGUAAAAGUGACGUUGAUAGAGGAUGACACCGCUCUGGUUUCUUGGAAACCCCCCGAUGGCCCCGAGACAGUGGUGACGCGCUAUACCAUCCUGUACGCGUCCAGGAAGGCCUGGAUUGCAGGAGAAUGGCAGGUCCUACACCGAGAAGGGGCAAUAACCAUGGCUUUGCUGGAAAACCUGGUGGCAGGAAAUGUGUACAUUGUCAAGAUAUCUGCAUCCAAUGAGGUGGGAGAAGGACCCUUUUCAAAUUCUGUGGAACUGGCAGUCCUUCCAAAGGAAACCUCUGAGUCGAAUCAGAGGCCCAAGCGUUUGGAUUCUGCUGAUGCCAAAGUUUAUUCAGGCUAUUACCAUCUGGACCAGAAAUCAAUGACCGGCAUUGCCGUGGGCGUUGGCAUAGCCUUGACCUGCAUCCUCGUCUGUGUUCUCAUCCUGAUAUACCGAAGUAAAGCCAGGAAAUCAUCUGCUUCCAAGACAGCACAGAAUGGAACUCAACAGCUGCCUCGUACUAGCGCCUCCCUAGCCAGUGGAAAUGAAGUAGGAAAGAACCUAGAAGGAGCUGUAGAAAAUGAAGAAUCCUUAAUGCCAAUGAUAAUGCCAACCAGCUUCAUUGAUGCAAAGGGAGGAACUGAUCUGAUAAUUAAUAGCUAUGGUCCUAUAAUUAAAAACAACUCUAAGAAAAAGUGGCUUUUUUUCCAAGAUACUAAGAAGACAAAAGUUGAGCAGCCUCAAAGAAGAUUUGCUCAAGCAGUUUGCUUUUACCAGCCAGGCACUACGGUAUUAAUCAGUGAUGAAGACUCUCCCAGCUCUCCAGGUCAGACAACCAGCUUCCCAAGACCCUUUGGUGUUGUAGCUGAUACUGAGCAUUCAGCAAAUAGUGAAGGCAGCCAUGAGACUGGGGAUUCUGGAAGGUUCUCCCAUGAGUCCAAUGAUGAGAUACACCUAUCCUCAGUUAUAAGCACCACACCCUUGACCUCCAGUUCCUUUGCUGGCAGUGAUGCAGGUGGGGAUCCCUCAGUGAGGAAGUGUGAAGACCCUGCAGUGGCACUAGAUGCUGAGCAAGCGUCCCCUUCUGUUCUGCAGCCAACGUUGGCCAUGCUACACUUUGAUAAAAAUGAUUUUCCAAUCUAG